GCGACAACGAUGGAAGAGAUCCGGGAAGCGGUCGAUACCGACAACCUGGCGGUCCUGCGCGACAUCGAGACCGAGCAAGUUAACGCGCCCUUCGAUGUCCUCGACGAGCACGGGUACGCGCCGUACAAUCGGUCGUACAGAAACGUGCUGGAUUACGCCAUCCGCAAGUUUGGAGGAAGCGCGACACCGGCCGUCGUCGCCGUCCUGCUGGACAAGGGGGCCGCCAUCCCUGCGGGCCUGCUCACCACCGUAGCGGGCGAGGCGAGCUACCGCCACGCCAAGGACGCCUCGUUAGCCGACGAGUCGCUGGACAUAUUGCGCCUGCUCAUCGAGCACGGCGCGGACGUGAACUACCGCGACGAGGAAGGGAUGACCGCGCUCCACGCCGCGGCGUCGUACCACACGCCCGCGUUCGCGGCGGCGCUCCUCUCGGCCGGCGCCGACGCGAACGCGUAUCGCACGAUCGUGCAACAAGCCGUGCGCGACGAGUUCUCCGACUUCGAGGACGAGGAGGACGAAAUGAACCCGCCGACGCCGCUCAUGGCGGCCGCGAAGGCGUCGGUCUCGUGGGAGGUCGUCCGCCUGCUCCUGAGCCGGGGCGCGGAUUUCAAGAGGACCGACCGCGCGGGCCGGACGGCGUACAGCUUCGCGAUUGAGGCGGUGGAAGGCGAGCGGUACGACCGGCAUGUUUUCUCGGAACCUCUCGACCCGGAUGAUUGGUACUAUAUCGCGGAGGGCCAGGCACGCCUCGCGGGCGAGGGCGAGCGCACGAUCGACCUGCUGCACGACGUGCGCCGCGCCAGGUCCUGGACACGCUACAGCAACGUCCCGAGGCUCGCGCUCCUCGUGCUCCAGAAGCUCUGCUGGCGGCGGCGCGCGGCCGCGCCGCCGGGCCUGCUGGCGCGGCUCUUCCCCCAGGAGCCCCAAGGGCGCCGCCGCAAACGGAGGACCGUGGAGGCGCCGGCGAUCGAGGAGCUGGAAGCGACGAGCGGCUGCAAAGUGACGCGGCCCCGGACACGCACGAUUGCGGACGCCGCCGCGCCUCUCGUCCUCCCGGACGAGCUCUUCUGGAAGUGCCUCUCUUUCUGGAGGUCUGCGCGCGACCCUGAUUGCUAA
Molecule: messenger RNA, 1116 nt
Organism: Pelagomonas calceolata
Lineage: Eukaryota; Pelagophyceae; Pelagomonadales; Pelagomonadaceae
Source: the annotation of a GenBank genome assembly